Parastagonospora nodorum SN15 is the source of this 3051-nucleotide messenger RNA. RefSeq lists its product as hypothetical. The transcript is spliced from 2 exons. The record is from RefSeq and is a predicted model, not a curated record. Bases 1 to 3051 code for a protein of 1016 amino acids. Lineage: Eukaryota; Fungi; Ascomycota; Dothideomycetes; Pleosporales; Phaeosphaeriaceae. Gene Ontology annotation, molecular function: phosphopantetheine binding.
AUGGGCCUCUCACAAGAAGUGUCCUAUGCAAAUAUCGACCAGCUGAUACGGGAUCGUGCAAAGACGCAUGCAGACGAGACGAUUUUCUCCUACGCCGACGAAAAUGGUGCUUUUAAGAACUAUACAGGAGCUGACGUAGAGCGAUUGACAAGAGCUGCGGCGAGGGCAUAUCGCAGAGCGCUUCCCGAGAAGGAUGGGGUGUUCAGGGUCGCUCUGGUAGGAACUUCGAGCUUCGAGUACUACAUUGCAUUCUUAGGAUUGCAGCGCAUGGGAUUGACGUCGAUGUUCAUGUCUCCACGGCUCGCGGACCAAGGAUAUGCGCAUCUCUUGGCCACGACAGGAUGCCAGGUGGUCAUCGCAGCAGCAUCAUCUAUCAAGACAAUUGAACGAGUUUGCGAAAUGAGCGAAUCGACAGUAACCGUCAUACCACUUAUGGAUCUGCAGUCACUCUCCGAUCUGAGGCUGGAGGAUGAAGAUAUGUUGCCUGUACCGGCUGACUGCAAGCAAGAGUUCAUCAUCCAUAGCGGCGGUACAACAGGCUUGCCCAAGCCAGUCGUGCUCUCUCCAAGCUCGUGGUUGGCACAAGCAGCUGUGGUGGCUGCUCGUAUACCCCGUGCCGAUACUUUGACGACGCUGCCUUUGUUCCAUAGUUUUGGCCUGGCGACAUUACUCCGUGGUCUCGUCAACGGCACGACGCUCGCAAUCUUGAAUGCCAACCGACCGAUAACCGCAUCCAUCAUUAACGCUUCCCUCGAGUGCACGCUAUCCAAGACGCUAGUUACUGUUCCAUAUAUCCUGAAAUUCUUCACCGAGAUUCCUGGCGGUGUCGAGCGACUGGCCAGUCUCACUCAGAUCAUCGCCGCUGGCUCGGCAAUACCCAACGACCUAGCAGAAGUGCUGCUGGCUAAGAAGGCGCGUGUCUAUCAUCUCUACGGCUUGACCGAAGCAGGUGCGCUGAUGGAAGCAUGGGCGCCAGAUUUCCGAUGGGUCACUCCGUUGGCGCACGCAGCGCCAUUCCUGAAGUUCGAGCCUGUCGAAGACGAUUGUUUUCACCUGGUCGUGAUGCCAGGGCUUCCCGCCAAGGUAUAUUCGGAUCGCGAGGAUGGGUCGUAUGCCACAAAAGAUGUCUUUCGGCCGCAUCCGACGGAGCCAGGCAUAUGGAGGUUUGUGGGCAGGCAAGACGAUGUCAUCGUACUGAUGAACGGGGAAAAGGCAGACCCUACGCCGUUGGAAGAGGCCGUGUUGCGGAACCGCAACGUGUGCGCAGCGGUAGUGUUUGGGGCAGAGCGGGACUCGCUGGGCAUGGUGGUGGUCGCCUCUGAGGAAGCCAAGAUGCUGAGCAAGCAAGACGUGAUGGACAGCAUCGCCGCCGAUGUCGACGUGGGCAACUCUCGCGUGCCAGCGUAUGCGCGCAUCUCUCGCGACGCCGUGAUUAUCAAGGACGCAGGCACGCCGUUCCCGAGCACCGACAAGGCCACGGUCAUCAAGCCGCGCUUCCUGCAGACCUUCGCUGCCGACAUCGAGCAACACUAUCAAGCACGAGCCCGGGCGACUGAGGCAGCCGACGUGCCCGACGACCAGGUCGGCUCCGUCGUGCGCCAUGCCGUUGCCGCGGCCUUGGACCCGUGCGCAGUCGACGACGAGGCCGACUUCUUCGCGCUGGGCAUGGACUCGCUGCAGGCCUCCAAUGUCCGCUCCAGUCUGGUCCAGAGCAUCAACCUGCGCGGGGCCACGCUCGCCACCAACGUCGUCUUCGAACAUGCCACCGUCGCGCUCUUGACCCGCCAUCUGCUCGACCUUCGCCGCGGCCUCUCCACCCACCAAGACUGCCCGGAGGACUUCGCCCAGUCGCUGGUCGCCAAGUACUCGCAAUUCACGCCCGCGCCCCCAGGCUCCGUGACCGGAGGGUCGCCGUGCGUGCUGCUCACCGGUGCCACGGGGGCUGUAGGCUCUCACGUGCUCUGCAACCUCGCCACCAACCCCGCCGUCGCCCACGUCUACUGUCCUGUGCGCGCGCCCGACGCGCCCACGGCACGCACGCGCAUCCACGCUGCCCUCCAGCACGCCCGCCUCCUCCCCCGCCUGGACACCACACUCCACCUCUCCAAAAUCGUCGCCCUCCCCUGCGACUUCGCCGCGCCCAAUCUCGGCCUCCCCGCCAGCCUCCUCGCGCAAUUCUCCUCGACCCUCACGCACAUCAUUCACAACGCCUGGUCCGUCAACUUCAACCACUCGCUUCGCAGCUUCGAGCCGCAGUCCCUCCGCUCGACUCACUUUCUCCUCACUCUCGCUGCAUCGUCACUCCGCUCCACAAAACCGACUGUAACCUUCGUCUCCAGUAUCGCCGCUGCCUUGUGUGCCGAGCCCGCCCACGCCAUCCCCGAGACCCUUCAUCCAUGGCCCGCCGUGGCCGGAAUGGGUUACGCGCAGAGCAAGUGGGUAGCCGAGCACAUGGUCGCCGCCGCCACCGACAUGGCCCAAGUUCCGGCUCGCGUCGUGAGGCUGGGGCAGGUGUGUGGCGAUACCGAAUGGGGAAUGUGGAAUCCGGCUGAAGCGAUUCCGACAACGGUUCAGGCAGCCCGCACGAUUGGGGCGUUGCCCGUGGUAGAGGGCGGCCAUGGCGACGACGACGACGACAGCUGGUUGCCUGUGGAUGUGGCGGCAAAGGCGCUGGCGCAGGUGGCGUUGGCGCCUGAGCAAAACGGAGCGGGUUUCCAUGUGCUGCAUCUUGUCAACGAGGCACGUAUCCCUUGGAACGCCGAGUUCCUGCCAGGCUUAAAGAAGCACGGACUAGAGUUUGACGCGGUGGAGCAGAAAGAAUGGUUACGUAGGCUGGAAGCCUCGGAACAGGAUGUGCGAGUUAACCCGCCUUACAAGUUGCUCGAGUUCUUCAAGGGCAGAUAUGGAUCGGCACAGGGAGCCUCGCAGCCAAAGUUCGACACCACUCAGGCGAGGAAGUGGGUGCCUUGCCUUGCGGGCGGGAUAGAUAUCAGUGAGGAGUUGAUUGGGAAAUUCCUUCGAUACUGGACUGAGGAAGCUUGGUCAAAGUAG